Messenger RNA from Triticum turgidum subsp. durum (durum wheat), 2334 nucleotides. NCBI's taxonomy places the organism in Eukaryota, Viridiplantae, Streptophyta, Magnoliopsida, Poales, Poaceae. The record is from the annotation of a GenBank genome assembly.
AUGGGCAUCGAAACCAGUAAGCAUGCCAAUGCUUUCCUGCCAAACACUAUGGAUUUCGGUGAACUAGAGAACAUGCUACAAGAGCCAAGUGCCACACCAGUUUGCCUGCCGGUAGAGUUUCUGAAAGGCAUCACACGCGAUUUUUCCGUGGAGCAGGAACUGGGAAGAGGUGGGUUUGGUGUGGUUUACAAGGGGAUACUUCAAAACGGGAAAAUGAUUGCCGUGAAGAAGCUUUUCGACAUACAAGUAGAGGAUGAUCAAUUCCAGAACGAGGUCACCUACCUUAUUGGGGUUAAGCACCAAAACGUAGUACAGCUUGUAGGCUACUGCGCCGAAUCACGGUGGGAAGCGGCACAAGUAGGCGGGAGAUAUGUCAUGGCUGAGAUACGGAGCAGAUUGCUCUGCUUCGAGUAUCUAAACAACAACAGCCUUGCUAAGCAUAUUUCUGCUGAAUCUUGUGGACUUGAGUGGCACAUAAGAUGUAACAUAAUUAAGGGGGUUUGCAGCGGCUUGCAUUGCCUUCACGCGGAGUGCCGCAUUGUUCAUUUGGAUCUUAAGCCCCAAAAUAUAUUGCUGGAUGAUAAUAUGGUCCCCAAGCUUGCAGAUUUUGGCAUGUCUAGGCUCUUUGGCCAACAAGAGUCUCGAGUUAUCACCGAAAGCCGUGGGGGUACACUUGGAUACAUGGCACCAGAGUACAUAACAAAUGGAGUAAUCUCAACCAAGUCAGAUAUAUUCAGUUUGGGCAUUAUAAUCAUUGAGCUAAUGACGGGAAGCAGAGAAUAUCCCCAUAGUAGUGAAGCACCGUCUGAGCACUUCAUUGAGAAUGUGGUUGGAAAUUGGAGGCACAUAUUGGAAAAAACAAUGGGGCAUAAAACGCAGGAAAUAUGUUCCCAACAAGUAAACAGAUGCAUUGCAUUAGGACUUAAGUGUCUUAAUCCAGAUCCCGAUGAAAGGCCCUCUGCAUGGGAUAUGUUGCAAACUCUGAAUGAAUUGGAAAGCACAAAUGGUUGUUUUGACAAGAAUGAUGGACCAGCAGUAGUAACUUACGAAUCAGAAAAAGACACAAUUUUAGGGCGGGGCGAUGUAAAUUCCAGCAAUUUAGCCGCAAAAUUCGACAGGAUAUUGAGUAGAGCAUUCGCCCCAGGUUCUGCAAAUAUGAGCGCCGUUUUCCGCUCUGCUCCCAAAGGAAGAAGGAUAUUGAUCCAAGCUUUUGAGGUUGCCAACACAAUUGUCAUGGCCUCUAAUCUGAUAAAAUCCCUCUCUAAGCAAAGAAUAAGGCACCUGAAAGAGGGCGUGCUUAGGUCGGAAGGUGUUCGCUGUCUUAUUUCGGAAGAUUACAGUCAGCUGUCCCUUAUCAUUGAAGACGACAUACGAGAAGAGUUGAGACGAUUUUGUAUAGAGGUUGCCCGGUUUGGAGAUCUGUGUGAAGAUCCUCAAUGGCACAAUCUCGAUAGGUAUUUCUGUAGAUGCGGUUCUGCACUGACAGUGACAUCUAAGAACAACUCCAGUGAAGAAGCACCUCCCAGUUUGCAGUAUCUGAUAAAAUUGGCACAAAAUACAUGGGUUCUGCGCCAAGAAAUGCUAGCACUGGACAGACUUGAGCACGCUCAUUAUUUAGCAGCUGUUCCUGUUAAGAAACAAAUUGAUGCUAUCAAGAGCCAAAGGGGUGCGGUGAAGGUCUUAAAAAGGAAAUCGCUAUGGUCGAAGAUUAUGGAAGAUAUUGUAGAGAAACUUGUAGGGAUCGUGGACUUCAUCCAUCUUGAGAUCAACAGAGCUUUCUUGGAGAACCAUGCCGAGCAAUCAUCUGGAGAACUUCGUGUGGCUAAAAACCUCGCCAGAACGUUAGGGCCUGCUGGACUCGCGUUGCAUUACGCCAAUGUCAUUUUGCAGCUAAAAACUUUGGCAUUGACAUCACCAGCGGUUCCUCAGAAUGCUCGGGAGGCAUUGUACCAAGCACUGCCUCCUCGGAUCAAACCAGUCUUGCAUACCCAACUGCGGCGGCGUUUUCCCCUCGGAGAAAAGCAGACCAUGACGGUAGCAGAGGUGAGAGCUGAAAUGGACAGGGUAUUGCGAUGGCUUGUGCCAGCUGCGGAAUCCACGAGGCUUUACCUCGGAGAAUGGGCGAGGAGAGGGACGGAGUGUGUUGAUGUCGACGAAGCGAACUGGUUCGAACGAGACAGUCGUAUCAGUGUCGGUUCCAUGCUCGCGCAUGCAGACGCCAAAGUGACCAAGGUCGAGACGCUGUACUACGCCGACAAGGAGACGACCGAAGGUUACAUAGCUGAGCUUGUUCUGGCUCUUCAUCUUCUUGUUUCGCCUACUGUCGAGAAAUAA